UAUUUAAAGUUUAAUAUUAUUUAUUAAGAAUAUACUUAAAACUGUUUGAGUUAAGAUGACAAAGGAGAAACCACCUUCCUACACGUAUGAUUUGCAUCUGAAUCAUAAGCGGUAUUUGGAUAUGUUAAGGAUUGAGUUUGAAAAGAAAAUAAUUGAGAAUAAAAAAUCUUUUAGAAAUCCAGAAGAAUUUGAUGUUAUAAAGAACAUCGGUUCAGGAGCCUAUGGCACAGUAUACUUGGUCCGUGAUAAAAGCUCCCUUCAAUACUGCGCCAUGAAGGCCAUUGAAAAAGCAGUAAUCGUCCAAAAGAAACUUGUGAAACAGUUGUACAGAGAAAAACAAGUGUUGGAAAGCAUUAAUUUCCCUUUUUUAUUAAAUAUGGGUUUCUCAUGCAAGGAUAACUUGUACAUUUAUUUUAUCACAUCUUUUGAAUCUGGAGGCGAAUUGUUUCGGCUCAUCCGCAAAUCAAAGGGGUUAUCUGAAGAAAUAUCUCAGUUUUUUGCUGCUCAAGUAACAUUGGCUUUAGAGUAUUUGCACAAUUGUUAUAUAGUACACAGAGAUGUGAAACCCGAAAAUAUAUUCAUAAAUGAGUCAGGGUAUAUUAAGCUUGGUGACUUUGGUUUCGCUAAAGUGGUAAAAAAUAGAACGUGGUCUACUUGCGGCACCCCAGAGUAUCUCGCACCAGAAAUAAUCACUAGCAAAGGGUACUCAUUUUCAGUUGACUGGUGGUCGUUUGGAGUUUUAGUUUUCGAAAUGGUUUGUGGCUACCCACCUUUCUACCACUCCGAUCGUUCUAAGCUGUAUGAAUUGAUAACGAUCGGUAAUUUUAAAGUUCCUAACGAGAUGUCGUCGAGGUGUAAGGCGUUGCUUAAGAGGAUACUACAGGUGGAUCCAAACAAGAGACUGGGGUCGAUGAAAACUGGAGCUUAUGAUAUAAAAAGUCACCCUUGGUUCGAAAACACAUACUGGGAUAGAAUAUUGCAGCAGAAACUGGAUCCACCCUACAAGCCCCCCCGAGGGGCGAUGGACGACACCAGCAACUUUGCCGACAUUAUGGAAACGAAAAUAAUGAAGUCAAAAAUCAACACUUACGAAAAAGAGUUUGCUGAUUUCUAACAACAGUUCAUUAUAAUAAUUCCUAAGUUAUGUAUUCCUAAUAUAAAUCUACCACAUAUAAUUAAACAAAACGACAGUAUAUUGGUUUUAUCUUUAUAAAAAAUCAACUUUGUGUUUCUGCAGUUAGUUACUUU
This is a messenger RNA of Plutella xylostella (diamondback moth), 1248 nucleotides long. Its product is annotated as ribosomal protein S6 kinase alpha-3. Gene Ontology annotation, molecular function: cAMP-dependent protein kinase activity; ATP binding. The record is from RefSeq and is a predicted model, not a curated record. Gene Ontology annotation, cellular component: nucleus; cAMP-dependent protein kinase complex; cytosol. Gene Ontology annotation, biological process: protein phosphorylation. NCBI's taxonomy places the organism in Eukaryota, Metazoa, Arthropoda, Insecta, Lepidoptera, Plutellidae.